Necator americanus (New World hookworm) is the source of this 582-nucleotide messenger RNA. RefSeq lists its product as uncharacterized. The record is from RefSeq and is a predicted model, not a curated record. Lineage: Eukaryota; Metazoa; Nematoda; Chromadorea; Rhabditida; Ancylostomatidae. The coding region runs from base 1 to 582 and encodes 193 amino acids. The transcript has a single exon.
AUGAAAACGUUGCCUUCAGGACUACGACUAAUCCCCUCACUGCUGGGAUAUCUCGUCAAUGGGGGAAUUCAUGAACACAAUCAAGAAAGCGCAGUAACUGCCCUUUCGUCAACGACAACAAAUGAAGAUGCGAAAUGGGCAGAAUUUCUCGCGCUACAGUCCUCUGGAAUUCAGGAGUUUGCCGGUACCAAGGCUCAGGAGCAAGAGCAAGUCAACAAGAUGGUACGGAAUAGUUUCGAAUCCACAAUCGAGCGCCAUAACGAUGGAUACCAUGUCCGACUACCGUGGAAAGAAGACGCACACUUGUUACCGGACAACAAGCCCAUAGCAUUCAAACGCCUUUGCUCCAAUCUUGUCAAGCUUCGAACUACGCCGGACAUACUGCAGCAGUAUCAAAAGGCUUUUCUAGACCAAAUCCACAAAGGUAUUAUUGAGAAAGUAGAUGCUCAGCAGCCUGCCAAUGGAAACAUCGUCCACUACCUCAGUCUCCAAGCUAUGAUUACGCCGAUGAAGGAGUUCACCAAGUUGAGAGUUGUGUUCGACACCUCAGCACAUUUCAAGAUCAGGCCAAAGCGUCAUUGA